AUGAAGAAAAGAAAAUUAGUAGGUAAUUUUAUUCUAUUGAUCUUCUGUUAUCUCCAGGUUUUAUACCCUCUACUUAAGGUACCUAAUAAGAAUAGAUUGAGUAGUCUUGAAUUAGAAACAUUUUUAAUAUUAUCAGAAUCAUCUACUUCUAUUAUUAAAAAUCUACCAAAAGAAUUCUUUUCUAUAUAUAAGAAAUCAAAUGGGACACCUCAGAGUAUGUUUACAAAUUGUCUUGAAACAUUUAUUACUUUAUUAGAUAUUAAAGACUCCAAACUGGAAAUUGAGACGACUGUACUUAAAAUAUCCGAAGAUUUGUAUGUUCCAAUAACAAAUUUAAAAGAUAAAUAUCAAGUGAGAAAUAUAUCUAUUUCAGAAGCUGUAAAAUAUUUUUGUAUGAGAGCUAUAUCUAUUUUAUUUUCAAGAGAUAAAGUAGAUUUAUUUAUUAAAAGGUUGAAUUCAGAAAGUUUUCUUUAUAAAGAGGAUUUAAAUAAAGAUUCAAACUAUAUAAAACUUGGUGAUUAUGCAGCUGCUGUUAAAGCUAUAAAUAUGCUAUUCAAAUAUGAUUUAGAUAAAACUAAUUAUAAACGAACAAACAAGCAAUAUAAAAGGAAAGAAAUGAAAUUACCUUUAUAUGAAAGUAGAUUAAGGAAUAGAAUAGGUACUAUUGUUCCUGGUUCAAAGAAUUACUUAGGGGUUCCAAAUGAAUUACAAAUAAUGAGUGAUAAAAUUAAAAUAAACAAAGAGAAAAAAAUGUCUUUGGAAAAUAUGGAUGUAAAUAGAAGUAUAGAUUUGAAAAAAGAAGAAUUAGUAGCUAAUGCAUUAAAAAGAAUGAAGAGUCUAGAUAAAGUUCCAAAGGCUUAUAACAAAUCAUUAAAUAAAUAUCCUUUAAAUUUAAAUUGUAAAUGUGAGAAGAGUACAAUUUGUGAGUGUAAUCUUAUGGAUAUUUAUGGUCAAACUCUUGGUCUACCUAUUUCUCUAGAAUUAGAAAAGGAAUUUUUUACUCAUUAUCAGGUUAAAAAUACUAUGAAGAAUAAAGUAAAAGAAGAGAUUGCAUAUUAUAAAAAAAUAACAGAUCCUACUUCAGGGGAAUUUAGAAAAUCUCUUAAAAGUCCUAGAUUAGAUGUAAUAAUCCCAGUUUCAAGUCUUUCUAGGAUGCAAAUGCAAACUUUGGAUCAAUUAGCAGGAUUAGAUGUUGAGACAGUACCUGAAAGAGUUAAAUCUAUUCCACCAAUUAGAGAAUCUGAUAAGAAGAAAUAUAGGGGGAAGAUAGAACCUGUUCCUGUUAUAGAAGAUCUAAAUUUUCUCUCAAUUUCAAAUAAAGGAAAUAAAGAUUUAAAGUUUUUAUGA
Messenger RNA from Cryptosporidium muris RN66, 1347 nucleotides. RefSeq lists its product as uncharacterized. The transcript is spliced from 2 exons. The record is from RefSeq and is a predicted model, not a curated record. The coding region runs from base 1 to 1347 and encodes 448 amino acids. Lineage: Eukaryota; Apicomplexa; Conoidasida; Eucoccidiorida; Cryptosporidiidae.